Molecule: messenger RNA, 2220 nt
Organism: Boleophthalmus pectinirostris (great blue-spotted mudskipper)
Lineage: Eukaryota; Metazoa; Chordata; Actinopteri; Gobiiformes; Gobiidae
Gene: zdhhc12b
Product: zinc finger DHHC-type palmitoyltransferase 12b
Exons: 5
Coding region: 504-1319 (271 amino acids)
Biological process (GO): peptidyl-L-cysteine S-palmitoylation; protein targeting to membrane
Cellular component (GO): endoplasmic reticulum; Golgi apparatus
Molecular function (GO): protein-cysteine S-palmitoyltransferase activity
Source: RefSeq, a predicted model, not a curated record
UUUGUAGCUUUAUGUCUCUCUAGGCUACAGUACCUCAAAAGUCACGUGAGCUGCUCAGCCAAUUGCAGUCGAGUCUGUGAAGGAGCAACAACACAACACAAAUGCCUCAAAUACAUUUACGCUGAAUGAAAGAAAGAGGACGGUUCGGGUUCACCUCGCGUUGUUGUCACUUUUUCCUUCAGCCGAAGUGUGAAUUCCAUUUCUAGAUAUUUAAUGAACAUUUAUCUCCAAAUAGUUUAAAGUCAUUGUUUACUGGCGUGCGAAUUUUAGUGGCGGAGGCUAUUGCAAACCGCGCCAAUAUACACAACCGACACCGGUUUCUCUUUGUAUUUUUGCUUUAUUACUAAUGAUACUGUGUUUUGGAUUUUGUACAUUAUUAUUAAGGCUGAACUGCACUGUGCAUGGGCCCGCGGUCAACUCCACUCUGGCCGCAGCGAGUCCCUGUCCUGUCGGUCUAUACUUCCACACAGGGAUUGCGACGGACACUGUAAUAUGCUAGGACCAUGUUCAAAAAUGUUUUUGGUUCGGGAUUUUUGGUAAGAACAGCCCAUGUGAUUCUAACAUGGGUCAUUACCCUCAUACUCUUUCUACAUGACACAGAACUAAGGAAGCAGGAGGAGACGGGUCAGCUGGCCCAGCCAGUGCUCUUCGUCUUGCUGGUGCUGGUGUCAGUGCUGCUGUAUUUUGCAGUGUCUCUGAUGGAUCCGGGCUUCAUCCUCUCUGAUGACAGUGACAUGCAGUUUACACUGGGAGUGACUGAGGAGCAGCAGGACAUGAUCCCACAGACCACAAAAUCGUUGCGCCAGCGCCGAUGUGGCCACUGUCUGCUUCAGCAGCAACCAAUGAGAUCAAAGCACUGCCAGACAUGUCAACACUGUGUCAGGCGGUAUGAUCAUCACUGUCCCUGGAUUGAAAACUGUGUUGGCGAGCGAAACCACCGCUGGUUUGUGCUCUACCUGGUCAUUCAACUGAUUGUGCUGCUGUGGGGACUGCACAUUGCCUUGACGGGGUUCAGUUACGGACCCACCUGGGAGCUGUGGCUGCGCUCCAAUGGCAUGCUGCUAGCUGUGGCUGUGCUGGUGGCUGUCUUGUCCCUUAUUGUUCUUCUGCUACUUGGCUCACAUCUCUACCUGGUUUCUCUCAAUACCACCACCUGGGAGUUCAUGUCUCGACACCGGAUCUCAUACCUCAAGCACUGUGGAGCCGAUGAAAACCCGUUUGAUCGAGGACCUUUGCACAACCUGUGGGUUUUCUUCUGUGUCUGGGGCACAGUGGUGUGGGAGCAGGUGUAUUUCAGGGAGGGGACUGACCAGGUUUAAUAGUAUCAUCCAAAGACUAAACAACAUUUUUUUUGCCCAAUAUGUCAAAUAGGAUUUAGACACUUGACUUGUCAGAGGUUUCCUCUGCAUCGGUGCUAAUGUGCCAUAAUGAUGUAAAUGAUUUAUCUACCUUCAGUGUGAAGUUCUACAAUUGUAUGCUUGUUUGUGUUGCCAUCAGGAAUUUUGUCUCUUCCCUCUCCUAGUGGUCGUUUGGUGUCUUUAUUUACAGGCACUAUCGCAGGUCAAAAAAUAUUUAAUAUAAUAUUUAUCUAAUUAUCUAUUUAUCUUUGAGAUUCAUGCCUAAAAAAUAAGGAAACAAAUAAACUUGACCGCAACAGUUAUUACAUGGCCCUUUUACUCAUUGAAGUAGUUAUCUUUAUUAUCCAAUUCAUUGACUGUUCCAUUUUUUGGAAGUUUAUAUGCAUUAUAAUAUUACAUCACACAUUCUGUGUGCUAGUGUAGGCAAUCUGAUACAUUUAACUGCUUUGAUACAUGUAAAGAAAUACUUUAAAAUAUUGUGAGGUAAUGUCAAGUCAUGUACAGUUAACAGUAUUUACAAUAAAGUGAAGCUAUAAUUUUUUAAUUGUUUAAUGUUUACUCAACAUUUAUGACUUAAACUUUUGAUAGUUAGCACAAUUUAUAUAUACACCACACCAUUUUGAAACCUUUUGGUAUUUUUUGCUGUUUGUAUCUUUAUUAAAGUUAGCUCCCACAAUACAGGUUAUUUAUUUGAAUGCAAUAGAUUUUGCUUCACAGUAGCUUGUGCAAUAAACUUUGUAAUAGAGCAAUAAAUGUAAAUGUGUUGUGUAACAUUUUAUAGCUGCAGUACUUAUGUAUACGAUGUAUGCAAUCCUGUCUGCAUUACUUUCAACUGUCCACAAUAAAUUCAUGUUUUCAGUAA